This is a messenger RNA of Theobroma cacao (cacao), 1116 nucleotides long. Its product is annotated as LURP-one-like protein (DUF567). Lineage: Eukaryota; Viridiplantae; Streptophyta; Magnoliopsida; Malvales; Malvaceae. The record is from RefSeq and is a predicted model, not a curated record.
AUAGUGGCUUUAAUGCUUUAUAUUUGUAAUAAUUAAUGUAAUCCACAUCUCCCGAUUGAGAACCGAGUUCUCAACGUGUCAUCUUCUCCUAAACACACUAUAAAUCUUCCCUUCAACGUUUUACCUUUCCCCAACGUCCACUUUUUCUCUUCAUUCCUCACGUUACACCAAAAAGUCGUCAUUUUCUUUUUCUUCUUCGCUCCAAACCAAACGCCCUGGAAUCUAAAGAAGCCAAAGUUUAGACUUUAACGACAAGAAGAAGAGAAGGGUUGAUAGUACAGGGGAAUAAAAUGAAAGCAGGUUUAGUUGUGGAUGGCGAGUAUAUCUAUGAAGAAGAGAAGCAUCUCACUGUUCUCAAAACUUCUCUUUUUUUCGCCAACGAUGGCUUCACUGUUUACGAUUGCAAAGGUCAGUUAGUCUUCCGAGUCGACUCGUACGGCCCGGGCCCUCGUGAUAAAGGUGAAGUCGUUCUCAUGGAUGCUCACGGAAGAUGUCUACUCACUGUAAGAAGAAAGAGGCCGAGUUUGCAUCACCGGUGGGAGGGCUUUCUAGGCGAAAGAUCAGAGGGUCAGAAACCGAUCUUCAGUUUGAAAAGAUCAUCGAUAAUCGGACGGUGUGGGAUGACGGUAGAAGUGUUCAACAGUCCAGGUGAGGAGUACCAGAUCGAAGGAAACUUCGGACAGCGCAGCUGCACGAUCUUGAAUGCAGGCAAGGAAUUAGUGGCUGAGAUCAAACGCAAAGUAGAUGCUUCCACCAACGUGGUACUCGGUAAGGACGUUUUCUUGCUUUCCUUAAAACCUGGCUUUGAUGGGGCCUUCGCUAUGGGAUUGGUGCUGGUUCUUGAUCAGAUCAACGGUGAUGAUUAUGUUCAAUAUGAUGGGGCUGAGAUUUCCCCUACCGCAGAGGAUUGAUGUGCUGUGAUAUUUUUAUUUUGGCAUAUAAUUGUCCUUUUUUUUUUCCUUAUCUAAUAGGGAUGAGGGAAUCUUUGUUAUUGGCCUUACAAAAAUGAAAUGAGGAAAAAUGCUUGUAUAUGUUUACUCAAGCAAUAAAAUUUGCCCUUGAUCAUGUGAAAAUGAUUGAGAACUUCCUCCAAUGAACACCAAAAAAUUUUUAUCA